Apis laboriosa (Himalayan honeybee) is the source of this 1334-nucleotide messenger RNA. RefSeq lists its product as uncharacterized. Bases 274 to 1227 code for a protein of 317 amino acids. The record is from RefSeq and is a predicted model, not a curated record. The transcript is spliced from 3 exons. Lineage: Eukaryota; Metazoa; Arthropoda; Insecta; Hymenoptera; Apidae.
UCUUCUGACAUUUUCCUGGACACGAGCAGACAUUUUACGAGUUCACUUUAGGGUAUCGAUAACCCUACGUAAAUUUCGUAUUCUCAGUUCAUAUUUAAACUUAUUUGUUGAUCAAUUUAAUAGAUACGUUGAUCGAAUAAAGUGUGAAAUUCAAAAACAGUACGAACGCACAAUUGGCAAAAUUCAAGUGCAUGCGUAUUUGCCAUGCUCGUGUAAAACGUGACGAUCGCAACCGUUAACAGCUACCGAUUUCAGUUCUUUGUCGAUUUGAUAAUGCCUCAAAUUAUGGUCGAAGCUUUCGCAAAAAGUUUAAUUGACAAGAUAAUGUUAGAAGCUUUCGAUGUGGUUGAUACGAAUGAAGAAAAAUUACAAAUGCCGGAUAAUCGACAAGAAACGACCGAUACCCAAUCGCAGGCUGCGCAACAAAUGCAGGAUCUUUUGUGUACAGAUCGAAACGAGACGGAAAAUGCGGAGAUAAUAGAGAAGAUGGUAUGCGGUUUACACAAUCUGCAAAUCGGAGAUUCGACUCCUAUGCCUUUACACCUAUCUAAAUUAGAGAAACAGGUGAAACACAUCGUGCACAACAUCGACAAUAUCAUAUACACGGAGCCCGCCACCCCCGUGGAGACGCAUUCGACCCAGGGCCAGGGCGACGUGCACCAGAUAAUCCACGACGCGGUGAUCGAGAUGGCGGCGGACCCGACCUGCGCCCGCCUUGAAAAGGUGACCGACAGUUCCGAGGCGACGAGGGUGUCCACCAGCCUGAUAUAUCGAAUGAUCGAGGAGCUCGAGUCGAGGAUGGGGGAGCGGGGCAAGGAGCAGGAGAACGAAGAGCCCGAGCCGGCCGUGAACAAGGAGAAGAUCGAGGUUUGGGAGGAGUCCGAGGAGCAAUUCAUAAGGACCAUAGAGAGUAUCGACGACCCGGAUCAGAAUUACGUUGAAUCGAUCCCCGAGAGCAGGACGGACGUUUGCGACUUCGCUUACGACGGGCUAGCAUCGUCCUUUGUCGGUUCCUCGACGCCGUUCCCAAAGAACUCCUCUUUGGAGGAGGUGGCCAUCGAGGAUAUCACUUCCUCUCCCCUGCCCCCAGACGUGGAGCAACGCCCGUCCGGGAAGACGAAGAGUCUUACCCACAACGAGACGCAAUCCGAGGAAUUGAAGAAGAAGGGUAUCCUGAGCAGAACGAGGAAGCUGUUCCGCACGAUUUUCGGACGUCGAAAGAAAUGAUUUUUCGGGGAUGGCCGAGUUGUCCAGUUUUUUUUUUUUCACCACCCUCUUCCCUCCUCCUUCUCCCCCCCCCCUCUCUCUCGAUGGAACGGAAUAUGAAAAAGCAG